Exophiala viscosa is the source of this 714-nucleotide messenger RNA. RefSeq names its product (S)-2-haloacid dehalogenase IVA. The record is from RefSeq and is a predicted model, not a curated record. Gene Ontology annotation, molecular function: hydrolase activity, acting on halide bonds, in C-halide compounds. NCBI's taxonomy places the organism in Eukaryota, Fungi, Ascomycota, Eurotiomycetes, Chaetothyriales, Herpotrichiellaceae. The transcript has a single exon. Bases 1 to 714 code for a protein of 237 amino acids.
AUGGUGUCUCCCAUCAAAGCUGUUUGGUUCGACUUCAUGGGCACUUGCCUGGAUUGGCAUUCGAGUAUCGUGACAGCUCUGCCACUUGCACUCUCUGAGUCCCAAAAGUCGACAUUUGCAUUGGAACUGAGACAAGCCUACUUUGACUCCAAUACACGACGCAUAGCGGAGAAGAAACCUGUCGAGGACUUCGACGACACUCAACGACGGGUUCUGGAUUCAUUCCUGGGCAAAACUGAGAAUCUAGACAUCAAGCACUUGUUCUCGACAGAUGUGAGGGAAAGAUUAGUAGCUGCCUGGCACCAUCAGAAAGCUUGGCCUGAUGUGGCUGAAGCUCUCAGGAAGUUGAAAAGCGACAGAAGGUGGGAAGUGUACGUCCACGCCAACGGCAGCACACGAUUGCAGUUGGAUCUCCUCAAGUCUGCCGGUCUGCACUACGACAUGCUCUUCUCAAGUGAGCUAUUAGGUGUCUACAAACCCGCGCCGGAGAGUUAUGAAGUCGUGAUGAAACUCUUGAAACUCAAGUCCGACGAAUGCGUGAUGGUGGCUGCUCAUGCAAGCGACUUGAAAGGUGCAAAGGCUGUCGGGAUGAAAACAGUAUAUGUGUACAGAUGGACAGACGACAUCAGAGAAGACCAGGAAGUUGUGAGGAGGGAAAAUGAUGCUUAUUUGUCUGAUAUGCAUAGUCUGGAUAGUGUCAUUGCCAGUCUUUAA